GAAACUGUUUUGUUCUCAUCGCAGGCUACAAUACCGACCUGUCCUCUAGAAAAAGGACAUUAAGUCACUCUGAAGAUGAUUCAUGUGACUCAUUUAGAAGCAAGAAACCAAAUGGAUUUCCUGAAAUGCGGAGAAAUAGCAACACAUCAAAUGCAGCCAUUGUUACCCAAACUGACAGCGGUCACAAGAGACCUGCAGAAGUAAUGGAAGAUUUAGACCGCAAAAAGUUAAGAGUGUGUGAGGAAUCUCGUUCAGGAUCUCCUUCAGGCGAUUCUGCUGAAACCGACCAGGAUGAUACAGAUAAACAAAAUAUGGAAGAAGAAAGGUUGUUGAACUCACCUAAGACAAUACCUGAACGAAUAAGAACUCCUGAUUGUUUUCGGGACCUUGACUCUCCAAUUGGAAGUGCUGAUGAUAAGACUGAAACAGCCUCUGUUUCAACAGACUUACCAUUUCUUCGCAAGCUACACAAGAAAGAAUUGUCAAAAAUGAGUCGCAGUGAUUUGGAAGAACUUGUCGUCCAAAAGAUAUGUGAAGCAAUUACUGAACGAAGUAUUGUUGGUGACCUUCGCAUCCGUUGCCAAGAACUAGAAAAACGUCAAGAAAAAGAGCAUGAGAAAUUCAGUAAAUUACGUAAACAGAUGACUGAACUUGGAUUAGUUGUGAAAAAGUAUAUGGAACAGCAGAGUAAAAAUCCGGCUGCCAAAAUAAUUAAGAUAACGCGAUCUGUUGGUCUCCAAGUAUGCCAAAGCAUCAAGCAUGUGCAGCCUUGUCCAACAGCAGUGCGCACACGGUUGGCUCCAUCACCAAAUUCUAAAGUGUCACCACCCUUGAGCAAACCAGCUCCUGCCAAUCCAUUAAGACCUGACUUGUCUGGUCCUGAAAUAUCAUGUCAAGUUAGGACUCCUGUUAAAUCAUAUAGAAAUUCUUCUACUAGCCCCCGUUCAAAUAUUGUGUCCUCAACUGAUCCUCCAUCAUUGGUUCCAACUGGAUCUCAAAGAGUGGAGAAAGUUGUUGUAUCAGUGCCAAGUAAACCACCAUUAACACCAUCGCCUCGACUUCCAGUCCCCACUCUUCAACAACUCUCAGGAGCACGCCCCAGGUUAAACAUUCCUACCUCAGCUUCAUCUGCACCUCCAUUAAUAGCUACAUCUCAGCCAAAGUUACAGUCUUCUCCAAUUAGGCAGAGCCAACCUCAGAGUACAAAUCGUCCAUCUGUUGCAACUAGUAGUGAUGUAGAGGUUAUUGAUAUAAUUGACAAUGACAAAACUAAAAAACCAGGUAUGCAAGCAGGCGUUCAAAUAUCUGUUACCCAGCAGGUGCAACAGCAAAAACAAGCUGCCAAUGCAGCUGCUCAAAAUUUAGCUACAAAUAGUGGAAUGACAGUUCGUCUUAUAUCACCCACGCAGGUUUCUCAGGCUGGUGUUCUCUCCUCUGGUUUCCCACAAUUAAUUAUGAGUAAUCCGUCAACAGGGGGUCCACAGAAAAUGAUUCUUACUUCAUCUCAGGGAAGUCCAAUAAGAGGAAACUUGAAGCUGGUUGUGAAGGGCCAGCAGGGAAAUGUCAUAAUUCCUUUUUCAUCUAGUUCUGGAGUUUCUGCCCAGCAAAUGCAACAAAUUUUCUCAAAUGCUAGCAUCAGUAACAAAACCCCCCGACGUCCAAAUUUGACACCUUCACGAUCAAAUAGUUUCAAAAAACGUUUUUAA
Molecule: messenger RNA, 1706 nt
Organism: Frankliniella occidentalis (western flower thrips)
Lineage: Eukaryota; Metazoa; Arthropoda; Insecta; Thysanoptera; Thripidae
Exons: 9
Coding region: 126-1706 (526 amino acids)
Source: RefSeq, a predicted model, not a curated record